Molecule: messenger RNA, 2316 nt
Organism: Effrenium voratum
Lineage: Eukaryota; Dinophyceae; Suessiales; Symbiodiniaceae
Source: the annotation of a GenBank genome assembly
AUGCGUAACAUUACAAUGUCUAGCGCACUGACGCGGGCAAAGCCAAACUGCUUCAUUCACUUCCACCAGAUCGAGCGCAAGGCCAAGAUCCAUGGUGCGGAUGCGAUGAGCCUCAUGGAGAGCUUCCAGAAGGGCGUGGUAGGCUUUCAGCUGAGCCCCGCUGAGCGCAGCGCAACUUGCAACCUCCUCGUGCACAUGACCCCAGCGCAGCGCGUCCACCUGGCCAAGAUCGGCUCCACUUACGGGAUGGCUAGGGGCCCUUUCAGCCACGCUGCCAUUGGGUCCAAGGGCAUGAGAACUGGCUGGAAACCUCAGUGCGAGUCUCCGUGGUGGCAGGAGCGCAUGGGCAACACAACAGAAACUGUGGACCUCAUCAUCGACCGCAUCCUGAAAGCAUGGCAGAAUCUCCCAAGCGGUUUGCGGAAAACCGCAGAGGACGCAACUGUGCUCCACACGCAGAAGGUGGUCAGGACCUUUCAGUUGCACCUGGAGGACUUGCAGUCCCAGCUCCCUGCGGAGGCCUUCGCUGCUGAGAAGGCGAAGUUGAUGGAGGCUUUCAUGCUUGGGGGGAUGGAUGAUGCUUUGAAGCAGCAAGCAGACGCGCAGCCUGUGCUAGACUGCUCGACUAUCCCCGAGUUCAAGGCCGUGCUUGAACGGCAAGAGUCCCAGUUUGUCAUCGCUGCUGCAAACAAGCGGCAGGAGCUGAAGAAGCAGCUGGAGUCUGCAACCUUUCUUUCGUUGAUGGAAGACCUGAAGCACGACAAGGACAAAGUGUCCACCUUCGCGACCAAGCUGCAGCUUGCGAGGUCAAACUGGGGCCAGGCGGUUCAGGCGUACAAGCGCGCGCGGAGGAACAAGGGCGUGGAGCGCAUCACGCACCUCAUGCGCUCCAGGUUGGACAUCAAGCUGAUUCAGGAGAAUGGCUUAGUGGACUUGCCCAGGCUGUACAACCUCUUCAAGGUGACCGCUCUGCAGGACAUGCCAACGAUCGCGGCUGACGCAACGCAGUGGGCUAAGUUGGUGCGCGUGGCAUGCGUUUCAAGGGAGACCCUGGUCGUCCUCGACUUUGGCCUCUCCCCGAACCUCACGGAUAUGAUCAAAUGCGUGCAGGCAGCUGAGAACAUUGCCCACCAGUCGCCAAACAACGCCAUCCUCGUGAGGUACCCCAUCAAGUACACAUCGCAAAGCAUGGCUACCUGGCUCAACUUCUGCCGCAAAAUAGAGGACAAGCUGCUCUCGGCGGGGCUGGACAUUGAGGGCUCCAUCAGUGCAACGUUUGAUUUGUCAAACACCCACGGCAAUGACAAGAGAGAGGGCACGUUCAUGAUUCGCCUGUGUGUGUCGUCAGCCUUUCAGGAAACAUCUCCAUGGCUGUCCUGCAAGGCGUUCACCCAGCACCGCUGCAUCAACAAUGUGCCGCUGAUUCCGGUCAAGGAUAUGCAGUUGAUCCCUCAAGCUGACUUGACCAAGACAAAGGAGCACUUGAGCCCUGCUGAGCGAGCUGCCCAACUGGGGCCCCGCGCCUGCAGGCAGGUGCUUGAGGCUGUCCUCCUUGGCCGAGCCACCUCGGAUUCAUGCAGAAGCAGGAGGGUGGUAGUUGUGGAUGCGUGUCCCACGUUUGGAGACUGGAUGGCAGCUUCUUGGGGCCUGCACGCUGCGUGGCUGCAAGGGGAAGAGAGCCCUUGCGUGGUGUACAUGAGUGCCUACACUUCAGACUGCGCAUCACAGCAUGCUGGCAUGAAGGCCCGCGUCCAAGGCAUGUUGCUGGAUGAAUGGUGGAACUCCCAAGUGGAAGCGGGCCCGUCUGAGCCAGGGCACACAGCAGAAGAGGCCGUCGAAAAGCCCGAGCUUCGCUUGUUGGCCUGGUCGGGCGACCAAUGCCGCGUGCAACUCCCAUCCAUGGCGCGAAACAAGUUUGAGGAGGAGAGCGAAUUUUUCGCCCAAUGGGACGCAGCCUGCGUGUCCACGGAGGGCAUCAUGCGAAAGCUGAACGAUAUGAAUUCCCAGGAAACUGGCACCAAGACUCCUUCCGGACCUCCUAGUGGGCCUGUUGAUCUUCCAGGCCCAGACCUUUCCGGGGAGAGCGUGACAUCGUUGAAGGCUGCGCUUGAUAUCGAAGCUGUGGACCAAAGUAGCAUUAACACAGCUGAUGUGCACCCAGGCUGCAAGAUCCAAAACACCGUCCCCUAUUUUGGUGUGGGUCAAAACAAAACCACCUCGGCUUUUUUUGAACCACCGUCAGGUCGUUUGUGGAGUCAUAUCCAAAUCAAUUCCCGUUCCUGGAGGCAUUCGUUUGGGCUGACUGGAGCUCUCUGA